Suillus bovinus is the source of this 402-nucleotide messenger RNA. RefSeq lists its product as uncharacterized. Bases 1 to 402 code for a protein of 133 amino acids. The record is from RefSeq and is a predicted model, not a curated record. The transcript has 2 exons. NCBI's taxonomy places the organism in Eukaryota, Fungi, Basidiomycota, Agaricomycetes, Boletales, Suillaceae.
AUGCCCUAUGUAAAGGGAGAGGGACCAUCACAGAUGGUCGCAGAUCUUGUUUCUGCUGAUUAUGGGUGGCUGCAGUCACCUAAUGGAAAAGAGGAGGCUCGCGUCUUCAAAGCAGGAAAAAAUUGUGAAGGGUACUUCACAAACCAGGACAUCCUUGAACAAGCUCAAAGAUCAAUGGAUAUUCUAGAGAAGCACUACACCAAUGAAAACCAUGUCCUCAUGUUUGACAAUGCAACAACUCCCUUAAAAUAUGGCAAGCUGUUGAAAGGAAACAUUCAAAUGGGUGAUGCAACCUUCGCAGAUGGAUCAAAACAGUCACUCUAUUUCAGUGAAGAUGCUGGACCCAAAGCCAGUCUCUUCAAAGGUAUGGCUGUGAUCUUGCACGAGCAAGGCCUGAUUUAG